Molecule: messenger RNA, 852 nt
Organism: Meloidogyne enterolobii
Lineage: Eukaryota; Metazoa; Nematoda; Chromadorea; Rhabditida; Meloidogynidae
Source: the annotation of a GenBank genome assembly
AUGAAAAUAUAUACUAAAAAUAAAAGAGUUGAUUUAUGUUCUACUUUGAAAAUCAAAGGAUUCAAAAAAGCGUUUGGUAAAUUUACAUAUCACAGAGCUGAGAGGUAUAGGGAUUUGAACAAAUUUUUUGCAAAUAUCAAAGGACAUGCUUAUUCUGUCGCCAAACGCCGAAGUUGUUCAUACAAUAUUUUCCUGUUUCGGGCAUUCCUUGCUCUUGCACAAGUUUUGAAUGAAUCGUUUAAAAAAUCAAACAGUGCAAAAGAACAAAUAAAAAAUGCAAUUGAUGAGGCGGAUAAUUUAAUAUCUAUAAGAAAAAACGGAAGAGCUAAUUCUGAAAAAAUUUUUAAGGUUUACCAUAAAAUUCUCGUCCCAAAUUUGAAGGAAUAUUUAAAUGUUCAAGUUGAUUUAAAAGGUAAAAGUGUCAGGUUUGAGACAAGUUGGAAAAACAGGACUAGAACACAGAGGAAGGAAGUUGAUUUGAAGAUGAAAAAUGUUUUGGAUGAAGAUAUGAGUGAUAAGGAAGGAGAUGAGGAGGAUAUGACUGAGGAGGAUAUGACUGAGGAGGAAGAUAACGAGGAGGGAGACGAGGAGAAGAGUGAGGAGAAAGACGAGGAGAAUGUUCAUAUGGAGGAGGUUAAGAAUUCUGAAGAUGAAGAGAAUAAAAAUGGAGAAGGAGAGGUGAAAGAGGAAAUUGGCGGAGAGGAAGAGAAUGUUGAAGAUUCAGAAAAUACUUCAGGCAGUAUUUUUGAACUUUUUAAAUAUCAACAAAAAUCAGAUUCUGGGAGAUCAAUCGGUACGGUUAUGCUGGGUAAGAAUGAGGAACCUGAAGUUAAUUCGCAUGUUGAUAAAUAG